This is a messenger RNA of Erpetoichthys calabaricus (reedfish), 5223 nucleotides long. Its product is annotated as CTD small phosphatase-like protein 2. The coding region runs from base 448 to 1851 and encodes 467 amino acids. Gene Ontology annotation, molecular function: phosphoprotein phosphatase activity. The record is from RefSeq and is a predicted model, not a curated record. The transcript is spliced from 14 exons. NCBI's taxonomy places the organism in Eukaryota, Metazoa, Chordata, Cladistia, Polypteriformes, Polypteridae.
AGCGCGCGCCCAGAUUCUCUCCAUCCGGGUCUCUAUGCUUUUGAGACUUGUCGGUGCUGCGGGUCGGUAAAAGGAGGCGGGAAAUGGCGACUGUAGAAGCAGCGGAGGAACUGAGAAGAGACUGUUUUUAAAUAAUGAAAAAAACAUAAGAUCACGAAAAAGACAGUGGAAAAGGGAACCUGUGAUACAACCCUUACGUAAUUAACCACCUGGGUUCGGUCCCUGAGCUGCUUGACCGGGAAGGAAGGUUCCUAUUUAGCGAGCCAGGCCGAGCUCCACUGCGAAGCGAUUCCUAGUACUGCACAGGGACCAGGGAGACAGCCAUCAAUUACACAUAGUGCUGGGUGAUGAAAUCUGGAUUCACCACUACAGUCUAGAGUCAAAAGCCCAGUCAAUGAGGAUGGAGAGGUUGACCCCACACUCUUUUUUCAUGUGACGCUUAAAAAGAUGAGGCUGAGAAUGCGGAAGGCUUCUCAGCAGUCAGCCCCAGUAAAUGUACAGCGCACACCAAGAACCAAACGGAAACAUUCAGAAGUUGAGGAGUGUGUGCAAGUAACAGGAGGAAAAACACAGAAAAAUGAAACUGGCUUGCUUUCUUCAAUCAAAAAAUUAAUCAGGGGAAAUGCCAAGACAGAGCAAGAAAAUCCUCCUAAAAAAAGCAGAAUUGAGUGUGAUUUAGAUAGCAACUUAAUAUCAUCAACACCUCAGACUGGUGACUUGCCUAAUAAACACCUGUCCAGGGUUAGACGGAAAAGCCCUAUCAAUGGAGAAGCCACCAAUCACAAUACAAACAAACACGUAAAGCCUAACGGAAAGCUAGAAGAUCCUGCUGACACAGCUGGUAGUCCUCCAAGGACAACGUUGCUGGGAACCAUCUUUUCACCUGUGUUUAAUUUUUUUUCACCAGCAAACAAAAAUGGAACCUCAGGUUCCGAUUCUCCAGGACAAGCCGUUGAGGCUGAAGAAAUUGUUAAACAAUUGGAUAUGGAACAGGUAGAGGAGAUGCCUACAAGUACUGCAACCUCUACUGAAGAUGUGGCUUACCAGGAUAUCCCAAUUCGUUCCUCUACAGAGAAUGGUUCAGAGGAGGGAGAAAUUACAUCAGACGGUGACCUUCCACCAUUAACAGCUCCAGGGUCCGCCCAAGACAGUGGCUAUUCUGAAGCAUCUGCUGCACCUCCCGAAGGAACGUAUGAGGAAGACUGGGAAGUUUUUGACCCGUACUAUUUUAUCAAGCAUGUCCCACCUUUGACAGAAGAACAGCUAAAUCGAAAACCAGCCCUUCCUUUGAAGACACGAAGCACACCAGAGUUCUCACUGGUUUUGGACCUGGAUGAAACUUUAGUACAUUGCAGCCUAAAUGAGUUGGAGGAUGCAGCACUUACGUUUCCUGUUCUCUUCCAAGAUGUUAUAUAUCAGGUUUAUGUUCGUUUGAGACCAUUCUUCAGAGAGUUCCUGGAGCGCAUGUCACAGAUUUAUGAAAUCAUCCUUUUCACUGCCUCUAAGAAGGUAUAUGCAGAUAAACUCCUUAAUAUCCUGGAUCCAAAAAAGCAGUUGGUUAGGCACAGACUUUUUCGUGAACAUUGUGUUUGUGUCCAAGGAAACUACAUAAAGGACCUAAAUAUUCUUGGGAGGGAUCUGUCAAAAACAAUUAUUAUUGACAAUUCACCACAGGCCUUUGCAUACCAGCUUUCCAAUGGGAUUCCUAUAGAGAGCUGGUUUAUGGAUAAAAAUGAUAACGAACUCCUGAAACUGGUUCCAUUUUUGGAGAAACUUGUGGAAUUGAAUGAGGACGUUAGACCUCACAUCAGAGAGCGGUUUCGCUUGCAUGAUUUACUUCCUCCUGACUGAACAUCAAGCCAAAUUAAGCCCUCCGAAAUCCAUCAAAAACAAACAGUAAUACAUUAUGUGAAUCUCUGGAAGGGGAAGAACCCUACAGGACCCUCUGGACUACAAUUACAAAUAUCGCCAUUACUGUUGAAAUUUGCAAUUUGUAUAUCACAUUGCUUUUCUUAUAUUUGACGUCAAAUACAAAACCAGUCCAGGAUUUACUCAGAGACUUGUUUAGAGACAACUGAAGUAAACAACAACUUAGCAUUCAGUUUACAGGCCUUUGGAAGACAAAUUAGGGGCUGUCAGUUAGAGGUGUUCUAACUUGACAAACAGAGAUUCCAACUGUUUUUUCUUUUGCUGAGAAGAGUUUGUGAUGUUGAAAGGAAAAGAACUAUUCCCUACUUGGUGCUCAACUUUUGUUGCCACUUGGUGACUUUAGACUCUCAUUUCAACAGGAAUGGCCAGUAAAGAUUUGUUUUAUUUUUAUUUUUCUUUGUUCAAAUUUUUAAACUUUUUACCUUUUACUUAUAUUAGACUAGAAUUUCAUUAUGCAUUCCUUUUAGUUGAGACGCUUCUUAGAUUAAUCUGGUUAUAGCCAACAUUUUUUCAUAUGUAUUUGAAUUGGCGUUUUCCUGCUUUGUCUGCCUGCAUAAUGUAUAUUUGUUAAAAUAAAAAAAAAUAUUCUAUAGUUUUAGUCCAAGUCAGUUCAAAAAGACAUUAUGUUCCUGUAUUAAAAUAUUUCAGUGUACUUUAAUGUUGUAUAAAAGUUCAUACAGAAGAGAUCGUUGAGAGCAGUUUAAACCAUAGUGAUGGCUUGUAAAUUGGAAAGCAGAGGAAGUUUUCAAACAACCAGUGUGUCAUUGGUUGUAAGUGAAGUUCAGAAGUAUUUCUUAAACUGAAUUUUAAAAUAUAUACAGUAUGUUACCUGUGGGGGGGGGGGAAUAUUCUCAUUAUCUUGGGCUGCUUUACAGUUUUUUCUCUCCUGAAUAUUGAGUUUACCCUUAGUUUAAUAGCUAUGUUUUUACAUCACAGAUCUUUCUUGCCAUUAUUAAAGGCUUUUCAUAAAAAGGGUAUUGCACCCUGUCUUGUUGUUUGCCCGUCUCCCACUUUUGCAGCGUCCCUUGGGUAUCGUAUUUUUCAUUUAGGUAUUUUUGACCCCUUCCCUCAAACAUUUGUAUUUUGAAUCUACAAGGGUAUCUUCCUGUUUGGCUCAUCCUUACAACUUGUGUUUAAAAAUGCUUUACAUCAAAGAGAAGGGAAUUCAAGCACCCAGCAGUAGUUUGGUAACCUGGCAGCUUAUUCAUGUGGUAGAGCUUUAGUGAACAAUGGUUAAGAAACCGUUUAUCAUUUGCAUAUGCUUAAGAAAACCAUAGGUAGUAGGGCAGAUUUCUUCCAGGUAGAUUGUAAAGAAAAUUGAUAUUUAUGCAAAGGUGUCAUCAAUGUUAUCACUGUGGUUUAAAUCUGUUAUAUGUAAGGGUGUGUAUGUGUAUAAAUGUGCACACAUGUACAUGUAUGUUUUUUUUUAUUCUUUUGAUUCACAUUGAGAUGAAUCUCUAGAAGAUUAAAUCAGAAGAUACAUCACUAUGUAUAUGUCAUAGUUGGACUGGCAAAUCAGUCUCAUUUCAGUUAGUCAAUGUGUUUGUCAAUGAGACUCAUUUUUCAAUUUACCUAUGACAUAUGUAUACACACGUUUGUGUGUCAUGCACAGAACAUUGUUGUCUACUGUCCUGCUCUGUGUUAGAAAAAUCCUCCCUUGAUAUGUUAUGCUGUAGUUUUCAGUGUUGUCUCCCAAGUUCAGGAUUGUUCUUCAGAUUUGCAUCAGGUGGGAGUUUUAAAUUUUAAUGGUGAUUGUAUGCUGCCUCUUCACUACUUUAACAGGCCUGGACUGUGCUCUGCUAUACCCGACCUCUUCCCAGAGAAUGUAGAAAACAGCACUUUUCUGAAGAAGAGUUUGCUAAUUUUAUAUGAUUGUUGAAGAACAGUAUAGUGAUAUAUGGUAAAGGUGGAAAAAUGAAUAUUUCAAAUGUACACCAAUCGAUUUUUUUUUAAAUGUAAAUUAGCAGUUGUACAACUAUGUUGUACAGUGCACAUGCAGCUUCAAGAAAAAAAAUCCUUAAAGUAAGGAAAAUCUUUUUAAGAAAAAGUUUAAUUUUUGUAUUUUUGAUUUUAAGAGGCAUGAGUAAUGUCUACUUUUUCAGUGUAUUAAUGAAAAUUUAACUUUUCAUCAGGUUGAGUGUUUUCUUACUAUAUUAUGUUUUGUGUAUGUAGUUUAGCACAUUGUGUCACAAAACUGUUUAAAACAAAACAUAGCAUGUAGACUCAAACCUGUUUGUGGGGGUGGGUGGCUGGGAGGGAGGGAGGCAAAAUCAAAUCCAUUUAAUUUAAUCUUUGCAGGUUUUUUCACCAGAAAAAAAAAACUGACAGUAAUUUGAGUUUCAGAAUUCUGGUUUUGUAUUAAAGGUAUUUUGCUUGCAAAAAAUACUUAAUUUUAAAUAACAUUUUUAGCUGUAUUUACCUUAAAUGAUAUCUAUACAUCAUUAUAAUAGUUUUGUUUAACUUGAACUACAAUGUAUAUUACAUGCUGUUGGGGGAAAAAAAUAGGUAAGUGUUCAGACUACAGUCCAAAUCACUUUUUAAUUUUUAUUCUACCAGAACUAUUCAUUUUUGUGCAGUUUAUUUCAGCAUCCAGGUAAGCACUUGCCUUGAGACAAAUGACUAAUUGCAAUAUUUUCUUGCUAUCCUACUACAGCCAUGUUAAAAAAACAAAAAAAAAAAACAGUUAAAACGUGUUCCCCACAACUGACAGGUUGGAAACAGAUACACAGAAUAGAAACAUUGCUGAUCUGGUUCAGCAAGAAAACACUAAAACCUUUAAAUCUGUCAAAUUACAUUUUUGGGUCAGCUUUUACUUUAAGCAGUUUCUAAAGAGUCUUGAGUUGUUUUUAUCCCCAUAAAACAUGAUUUUCAGCCUUAAAUAAAGACACCAGCAUUUAAUUCUGCACCUCCUCAUUUGACAUUAAAUUUGUGUUCCAAAAGUGUAUUCAUUUUUUGAGGACUCGAAUUUUAAGCUUUAUCUUCAGCCAGCAAUGUUUGUGAAUAAAGACUUAAUCAGUUUCAAGGACCGAAACUUUUUUUUUUUUUUUAAAAAUCCUUGGAAGACUUUAAUGCAUUAUUAAGCUCUAGUUUGGGAGCUUUCUAAACUUAACACUACUUGGCUCUGUGUCUGUCUGAAGAGCUACCAUUGUGAUAUCAGAUAUCUUAAUAAAUAAUAAAAUGAAAUGGCAAAUGCUUGCCCUGCUAUGCCUGUAAGUUUUUACGUCCCUCUUACUUUUGAUGUAAUAUGUUGUUCUGUAAAUUCUUCAGAGUAAAAUGAAAAUUCCUUCUUGUGCA